Molecule: messenger RNA, 4976 nt
Organism: Chlamydomonas reinhardtii
Lineage: Eukaryota; Viridiplantae; Chlorophyta; Chlorophyceae; Chlamydomonadales; Chlamydomonadaceae
Exons: 1
Coding region: 457-3873 (1138 amino acids)
Molecular function (GO): kinase activity
Source: RefSeq, a predicted model, not a curated record
GUAAUGGACUGAAAUUGUGGAGCGGGAUCCUUACCGCUGCCUUCUUUUGCCCACGGUACAUAAGCACGCUCUUAAUCUAUAUGUGGUGCCCCAUUCCUGACCACCUCCUGCAAAAUGCGUCGCGGUCGCAACCCUACGGAUCAUCCGAAAGGAAGCUCGGCACACAGCAGCUGUAUCAAUAGAAUUAUUGAGACCCUAGAAUACUUUGCGAGUCUACGUCAGAGGAGUCGAGCCAUCGGCACCCAUGUGACGGCUUUCUCGCAAGCGCGAGUGGACGCUGGCGCCUUGACGCCAGCCGACUGGAAAGCCGCGGUGGGCUCGCAUGGCCGCCUGGUUGUGUCUCUAGUCGGCGCGCACGGCUGGGCUGCUCGGGCGCUGGAGCUGGACUAUGAGCGCGUGGACGCCCUGGAUGUGCUCACGGAAACGCACAACUUGUUAGUCACCCUCGUCGACCUAAUGCAGACAGAGGAGCGUAAGCUGCUGGCGCUAGCUUUCAUCAGGGCAGACACUUUCAGCCUACAUGCACGGCUGCUGGCGCGUGUGGCUAGCGGGAGCGCAGAUGGUGACGGCAGCAACGGCAGUGGCAGCGCCAGCAGCAGCGGCGGCGGUGGCUCAGGCACAAAUCGCGGCGCCACGAGCGCAGCUAUGGCCGCUACGCAGCGGGCGGUUGUGAACAUACGUGCCCAGCUGAUGAUCUUGAAGGCCGCGUCGUCUAUGCUGCGUAUGCUGCUGUCGUGCCGCGACGCCUUUGUCGAGCUGCGCGCUGCCCUUCUCCGCACCCAGCUCAUCGAGCACAUGGCGGCAGCGCUGCUGAGUGCCGCACCCGCGACCGUGACGGGGGCAUUGGCCAACAUGGACGCCAACUGGGGAUCGCUGCUCACGUGCGCUUCCAGCGUGGGGUCGUGCAUCAACUUGCUGAUAAAUGGGAUUAACCAAGAGGAGGAUUACGAUGAGCAGGAGCCGCCGCAGUGGCAGCCGGAGACCCUGGGCGGCGGGGUGCCUGCCACGCGACAGCCCCUUACGCAGGUCAUUGAGCUGGAGGUGGUGCGGCAGCUGUUGGGCGGCCGCUGCCUGCAGGCGUGUGCGGUCUGGAUGACGCGGGUGGUGGAGGCGACCUUGCGGGAGGGAAGCGCCACAAGCAGCGCAGCAGCAGCCGGACAAGUUGCCGCGCAGGAUCGGGCAGCUCAGGCUUUGGGAUCGGGGCACGGCGCGGCGGGGCCAGCUGCUGCUGCGGCGGCGGCGGGGGCGGCGGCGGCGACGGGAGCGGCGCCUGCUGCUGGCGGCAGCCGGGCGCCGCAGCGGUGGCGGCCAGAGGCAGCGGGGGAUGCCGUCGCGGUCUGUCAGGCGCUGGUCAGGCCAGCUGUGCCGCUCACCCUCGUCACGCAGAACACGUGUGCAUACAUCGUCCCCGCCGCCUAUGCUCUGGCAAUAAGCGCGCGGGACUGCCCCUUCCGGCUUGCGCUCACACCUCCACUUCGGUGGGGUGCCAAGAGGGAGGGCGCCGACACGGGCGCAGGCGCAGGCAGUGGUGCUCAGGAGCAACAGCAGCAGCAAGGGCCCUGCGCACCUGACGUAACAGCAGGGACGGCGGCAACAGGGCCGGCAGCAGUGGCCGCCACAGCUUCCGCACGGCUGCAGGCACCUUCGCGAUCCGUGGGGCCAGAGGCUGCAGCGGUGGAACGCACACGUGCCGUAAACACGUAUGACGUGUUGUAUGGCGCUGUGGACGCCAUGUGCGCUUAUAGUAACACAAACAUGGGUCUGCAGGACGAAAAGGCAAUGGACGCCCGGCGGCUGCUUGUCGCGUUGUUGGUGCGGCUGCUGUGCAAGCUGCGGCCGCGGCAGGCGGCAGCGCGGCUGGCGGGCCUGUGGCGGGUGCUGCUGUGCGAGCUGGGGCCCACAAGGUUUGCGUACGUGGCUGCAGAAGUGGGGCUGCUACUGCGGCUGCAGCUGGAGGAGGGUCCGCGUAGCCGCACCACCGCUGUAGCACCAGCAUCAGUAUCCCCAGGAGCAUCAGCAGCGCCGGCUGCCGUGGCGUUAGCGCCACAUCCGGCGGAGCAGGCGCUCACUCCCAGUUUCAGCCUGCGGUGCGCGCUGGCGGCAGGGCUGCUGCCGCGCCUGGAGGCGUUGCUGCGGAAGCCGCAGGCGUGGCCGGAGGCUUUCGCACUGGGCGGCAGCUCUGAUCUCUUGCUGUGGCCCUUGCUUGUGGACUCUGGCGUGUGGCCGCUGGUGCUAGCGCAUGCUCCGGCGGCGCAGGUGGCAUCGCUGGUCGCCACCCUGACAGCUGCGGUGCGGCGGCUGCGGCUGCGGUACGGCCACCUCUCACAGGCGGCCGCGGCCAAGAGCCGCAGUAGCGGCCGCACCAGUGGCGGCAGUAGCAGCCGCGGCGGUGACGCAACCGGCAGCAGCACCAGUGGGAAUGGCGGGGACAGCAGCUCAGCUGCAUCGGCGCGGGGCACACAUGCCGCCGGCGCAGAUGGCAGUGAGGCAGGUGCAGGUAUCUGGGGGAGGGGAUUUGUCGGACUGGCCGGGCGCCUUGCUACCUUGCUGGGGCAGUCCGUGCACGCGCGGAUACAAGUUUUGAAGGUAGACGAAGGGGCGCUGGAGACACCAGGAUCGCAGGCGCAGGCGCUGGCGCAGGGGCAGCUGGCGCAACAGGAGCAAGCGCAGGAACCGAAGACAGCAGCCGUGGGGGCUGCUGGCGGCCCAUGCCUGCGGCCCAGUGCCUACUCGCCGGCAGCGGAGCAGCAGCUGCUGAUGAUGAGCCUGUGCGCGUGGCAGUGGCUGCCGCAGGUCCUGUUCCUGGCCAGGGAGGGUUUGGGGCAGUACGUGCAAGACGUGGCGGCAAGGCAGCUGUCCAUUGCCGUCGUACACGCGCUUCGGGCGGAGCAGCAUGCAGCUGGUGCUGCCGGCGGUGCGGACAGCGCAGACGGCAGCAGCCCCAUCUUCGGCGGCAAUAGCGGCACUUUCAACAGCAGCGGCAGCGGCGGCAGUUGCGUCAUUCCGGCUGCCCAGGCGGCGGAGUCGUGGCGGGCCUUCCUUCACAGCCAGGAGCUUGACGCGGAGGGCUACCUCGCGGCACUGCUGCGGCAUAUCGGCAACCCAAGUCGCUGCAGUGACAAUUCACAGGUGGCACUCCUGUUCGUUACCCUGGGGGUCUUGGACCCAGACAUGCUGGCUCGUGCGGCUGUAGCGGCUGCAGCAGCAGAUGGACGCAGUAGCAGUAGCGGCAGUAGCAGUAGCGGCAGUAGCAGCAGCAGUGCCGCAGCCAUGGUGUCGAGGGCCCGCGCGUUUGUGGAGCGUGUCCAGCGGAAGAACGACGGUUGGCCUAGGUGGCCACUGCGAGAGCUCUUCAACUUCGUGGCCGCGGCCGUUGAGCAGCCGUCGCCCGCGCCGAGUGCCGGCGGAGUGAGAACUGAAAGGCCUGCAGCCGAAAGGCCGCAGCCGAAAGGCUGGAGGGAGCUGCAGGCGGUGUUUAUGACGAGCUGUGCAGAUGUCACCACGGUGGAGAUCCUGAUGCCCCCAGCUGAGGUGCAGGCACGCCUGCGCCGCCCGCCGGUCCCGGUCGCGACAGUCGUAGCAGGCAACGCCACGACCGGCAGUAGCAUCACCGGAGCUGCAGUUGCAGCGGCUGUUACAGCUGAGACGGGCAGCGAACGGGGCGUGGUCCUGUGCGGCAAUCCCGCUUGCGCCAACACGGAUGGGCCCAGCGCACUGUUCCCAGCCGGCGGCGGCAAGACGUGCGCUCGGUGCAAGGCGGUGUGGUACUGCUGCGGCGCGUGCCAGCUGGCGCACUGGCAGCAGCAGGGCGGGCACAGGGAGGCAUGCAGCAAGGCGCAGGGGCAGGCGCAGGCGCAGGGGCAGGGGCGGUAGACCCCAGUUGUAGGGGGGCAAGGUGCGCACGGGCUCACGUCUGUGUGGAUGAGAGUCGCGGGCAAGCGGGCGGGCGUUUGAGGCUGCAGGCAGGAACGAUCAUCAGCAGCCGUUGGCCCAUGCUGUGUUGGUGCAGGCGGGGCACAUGCUCUGUUUAUACUUUGCAUGGGGCCGCACUGAAGGUCACGACAUGUACCUUUCACAAGCAUGUGUGCGGCGUUGGCUCUGUGUGUGUGUGUGUGUGUGUGUGUGUGUGUGUGUGUGUGUGUGUGUAUGUAUGUGUGUGUGCGUAUCGGGCUGCUGAGUCGGAGUGUGGUACGCUUUGAGUGUGGUUGCAUGCAAUGACUUCCGAUUGUGUGUGCUGUUUUCCUGGCGCAGGAUCAUGUUGUGGUGUAGUGGCGUCGCUUGGCCAACGGGUAUGUUGGGAAUUGAUUCAAGUCAACAAGGAUAGACAGUGGUCCUGACAUGGGCCCAGGAGACUUGACAUAAGUCUAGCAGUGUCUGGCCAUGCGCGCACCGGUAGACGUAUGCGGUGUAGCGCCGUGUGCUCGAGGGAAUUGCGGGAGGUUUGUGCGACUCUGGCGGCACACUGGCAGGAGGAGUUGUGGGCAUUUCGCAUGCCAGGCAGAUCAGACGUGGUGCAUCCGUGUAUUUCUCAUUGGUACGUUGAAAGCUCGGUGUCCUUGUGCGUAGUGGCAUUGCAAGGGAUACGGGGCGUGUACAUCUGGUGUAACGUCGUGGCACUACGACGGGUCAUCUCAGGUUAGGCGCGGGGGCCGAGGGCCAAGAUGUUUGACCACCGAAUGGGCCGGUCAGAUGUGUUGCCGGUGUCUGGUUGGAAGUCUGCUAUGGUUCUGGAAACAAGGGAAUGCCGUACAGGUAAACAGCAACAGGCAUGUGCGUGGUGGCUGGCUGACGCAAGGUCUGGCUGCACAUGCAAGUUGUGGCUCCCGGAUGCGGUAGGCUCGCACGUCAGCGGGGUGGCGAACUAGCAGGCAGCAGCGGCAUGCUUGUGAGGGGUGCGAGGGGUCCUGCAGCAACGCAAGGCAGCAAAGCAAGGCAUCAAACUUGUUUACGUACCAUUUUUAACCUCAUGAAGAACC